This is a messenger RNA of Manis pentadactyla (Chinese pangolin), 2088 nucleotides long. RefSeq names its product stem-loop binding protein (gene SLBP). Gene Ontology annotation, molecular function: histone pre-mRNA stem-loop binding; mRNA binding. The transcript is spliced from 7 exons. Gene Ontology annotation, cellular component: cytoplasm; histone pre-mRNA 3'end processing complex. NCBI's taxonomy places the organism in Eukaryota, Metazoa, Chordata, Mammalia, Pholidota, Manidae. The record is from RefSeq and is a predicted model, not a curated record. The coding region runs from base 155 to 1291 and encodes 378 amino acids. Gene Ontology annotation, biological process: mRNA transport; mRNA 3'-end processing by stem-loop binding and cleavage.
CCUUCACCUCCCUGCAGGCCUGAAGACGGCAUGCCGUCCUGCCGAUGGUCUCAUCUAUCCCCCCCCGACGCCGUCCCGCCGAUGGUCUCGCUCACGCCGGCCCCCGACGCCGGCCUGCUGAUGGUCUGUCGUCCACCCCCACGUCGGCCUGCCGAUGGUCUCGCCCAUCCUUCCCACCUACGUUCACCGCCCUGCAGACGGUCGUGCCGUCCUGCCGAUGGUCUCAUCUGUCCCCCUCACGCCGUCCCUCCGAUGGUCUCGCCCACCCCUCCCCCCGGCCCGCGACGCCGGCAUGCUGAUGGUCUGCGUUCCUCCCCCACGUCGGCCUGCCGAUGGUCUCGCCCUCUCCCCCCGUCGUUGGUCUCUUCCGGCGCGGCGCUGGAGCGCGGGGCGGGCGGGGCCGGGGGCGGUUGAGCGCGCGGUCUGUACGGGGAGGACGCCGUCGGCCCGAGGACCCGCCGCGCUCGCCAUGGCCAGCCGGCCGCGAAGCCCCGCGGGUCGUGGGAGCCGCGACGCCGACGCCAGCUCGCCGCCCGCGCGCUGGAGCCUCGGCCGGAAGCGGAGAGCCGACGGGAGGCGCCGCCAGCCCGAGGAUGCCGAGGGCCCAGCCGAGCGGGCGGGCGACCGCAGGCCCGACAGCUUCACCACUCCUGAAGGCCCCCAGCCCCAUCCUAGAUGUUCAGACUGGGCAAGUGCGGUUGAAGAAGACGAAAUGAGGACCAGAGUUAACAAAGAAAUUGCAAGAUAUAAAAGGAAACUCCUCAUAAAUGACUUUGGAAGAGAGAGAAAAGCGUCAUCUGGAAGUUCUGACUCGAGGGAGUCUGCGUCUGCCGUGCCGGCCGACCUGGAGACUGAUGAGAGCGUCCUGAUGAGACGGCAGAAGCAGAUCAACUAUGGGAAGAACACCAUUGCCUAUGACCGCUACACCAGGGAGGUCCCGAGACAUCUUCGACAACCUGGCGUUCAUCCCAAGACACCCAACAAAUUCAAGAAGUAUAGUCGGCGGUCGUGGGACCAGCAGAUCAAGCUCUGGAAGGUGGCUCUGCAUUUCUGGGAUCCUCCAGCUGAAGAAGGAUGUGACUUGCAAGAAAUCCAUCCUGUGGACCUCGGGGAAAUGGAGACAGAAUCCGCAGAGAGCAGCUCCGAGUCCCAGACGAGCUUACAGGACAACUCCGAUGUGUACUCUGGUACACCCACCAAAGUUAGACACGUGGACUGCCAAGUGGAGGAUGAGUUUGACCUGGAAGCCUGUUUAACUGAGCCUUUGAAAGACUUCUCGGCCAUGAGCUAACUGGUGCCCCCCGGAGGCCCCUGGGAGUGAGGUUGGGGGCCAGCCACGCAUGCCUCGCGCAUCUAUAACUGGAUGGUGUGUUAAUAGUUUAUUAUCUCAUGGUGAAUUGUUAUUCUUGCCUUAUUUGCUUAAGAAACCUUGAUUUUAUGAAUAGUGUAUUCUGCAUGUUUUGCUAAAUCCAAGGGAAAUUGAACUCGAAGCAGCUUUGCAGCAAACUCAGUCUCUCACUCCCUGCCCCUGUCCAGGCUGCCCUGACAGGGACACUUCAGUGGUUUCCCCACAGCACUUCAGACCUGAAGUUGCCACUUGUCAGGUGGCUGGUUGGGUAUAACCUACACUCAUGGGGACAGUCUAGCACUGGCUUUCUUUACUGGUACCUAAGGAGUCUUGGAACCGUGGACCAAGUCUUUAUGGAAACUAAAUUUCUGGCCUUUUGUCAAUAUGUCAGGAUUUUUUUUUUUCUCAUACGGAACACUCAAGAGUCAAAGAUAGUGAAUUGAGCUAAGCUAACAGAUUUUAUGUAAGUUAUACAGUCUUAAUUUGGUACUUGUAAAUAGCGCCAGGUAGGCCUUCUACCUGUAAUACUCCAAGAGUUUCGGCAGCAGCAGGAUUUAGAAAGAACCUUUUUUACAAUCAGUUAAUUUACCAUGUGAAAUUGCUGUAAAUGAUAAUGUGUACAGAUUUUCUGUUCAAAUAUUCAUUUAUAAGCCUCUUGUUAAGACUUGUGUUUCUAUUGUUUUUGUAUGGAAUGACGUUGCAAAAAUAAAAGAACUUCCUUUAACUGAUUUAUUACACUG